CGAUGCCGCGGAGUGAUCCCCGUCGCUUGCGCGGACGCCGCUCCGCGAGGCAAUACGGGGACCACGACUAAUCACGAUAUUGCUAUCUCCGCGCAAUCCGUCAUUUCGGCAAGGUUAUGAUCGAUGACAAGUGAGGCAGCAAGUGGAGCCUUCCAACGUAUUCCAAUAACGUCCACAUGAAUCUGAAAGGAUCGUGGUUUUUAUUCAGCCAGUCGAUCACUUUUGAGCGAUUACAAACAGCUCUUCGAUCAUGUCUCAUCAAUUCGCACUACGGGCCGACCUCUUCGCUGCUCCCUCCAUUCCCACCAACGCAACCUUACCCGAUGGGUCAGUGGGAUUCUGGCAACCGACGGUGGUGACCCUAAUCUCCGGGCACUCCGAAGCCGCCCUCGUCGACACGCUCUUCACCCACGACCAAGGCGUAUCGCUGGGCGACUGGCUCGACGAGACCUUGAACGGCAAACGCCUGGCCACAAUCUACAUCACCCACGGCCACGGCGAUCACUUCUUCAACCUGCAAUACCUCACGCAGCGCUUCCCAGGGGUAGAGGUGGUCUCCACCCAAGCCUCCAUCGACCACAUGGCCACGCAAAUCACCCCUGAAUUUCAAGCCUUCUGGAAUGACCUCUUCCCCGGCCAAAUUGAUCCCGACUCCUUCCAGAUCCUAGCCAAACCCCUCAAGGAUAACAAGUUCACACUGGAGGGCCACACCUUCGAAGCCGUGGACGUCGGACACUCGGACACCGACGAGACAACAUUCCUCCACAUUCCGGAUUUGGAUAUGGUCGUCGCCGGAGAUAUCGUAUACAAUGACGUGCACAUGUGGAUGACGGAGUCGCCGGAGCAGCGGCAGCGCGAUGCCUGGCUGCACUCGUUGCGCGUGCUGGAGCGGUUCGAUCCCGCGGUGGUCGUGGCCUCGCAUCAUCGACCGGGCGGGGUGGAUGGCGCGUGGAACGUGCGUGCUUCGGUGGAAUACGUCCAGACGUAUAGCCGGUUAGUUCAGGAAUCGACCAGUGCGAAAGAGUUGUAUGUUAAGGCUGUGGCGGCGUAUCCGGAUCGGAUUGGGAGAUUGGUUUUGUGGCUGGGGUGCAAGGCGGUCUUUCCGGAUAAUAUCGGGGUGUAGAUUGGGAAUGGAUGGAUGGAAGCAGAUUGCGAUGAGGUGGACCUUGGGUUGAGAUACCUGGGUUCGAAGUGGGAGCGCUUCCCUCUGCCCCUAGAUCUUCAGCUAUAUGACUUCUGCC
Molecule: messenger RNA, 1241 nt
Organism: Aspergillus uvarum CBS 121591
Lineage: Eukaryota; Fungi; Ascomycota; Eurotiomycetes; Eurotiales; Aspergillaceae
Product: MBL fold metallo-hydrolase
Exons: 2
Coding region: 251-1123 (290 amino acids)
Source: RefSeq, a predicted model, not a curated record